AUGGCAAUAUUGCGCGAAUUGUGCAAAUGGGUCGAGGGUCCGUUCCGCGAUUGGUUUGCAUACGCGAUUGGGUUGAAAAAGAAGCCAGAAAAAAUAGUGUAA
Pyricularia pennisetigena is the source of this 102-nucleotide messenger RNA. RefSeq lists its product as uncharacterized. Bases 1 to 102 code for a protein of 33 amino acids. The record is from RefSeq and is a predicted model, not a curated record. The transcript has a single exon. Lineage: Eukaryota; Fungi; Ascomycota; Sordariomycetes; Magnaporthales; Pyriculariaceae.